Messenger RNA from Ustilaginoidea virens, 4332 nucleotides. RefSeq lists its product as uncharacterized. Gene Ontology annotation, cellular component: nucleus. Lineage: Eukaryota; Fungi; Ascomycota; Sordariomycetes; Hypocreales; Clavicipitaceae. Gene Ontology annotation, biological process: nuclear-transcribed mRNA catabolic process; rRNA catabolic process. The record is from RefSeq and is a predicted model, not a curated record. Gene Ontology annotation, molecular function: RNA binding; 5'-3' RNA exonuclease activity. The coding region runs from base 1 to 4332 and encodes 1443 amino acids. The transcript has 5 exons.
AUGGGUGUCCCCAAAUUCUUCAGAUGGCUCUCAGAGCGCUAUCCAGCCAUCUCCCAGGUCAUAGCCGAGAACCGCAUACCUGAGUUUGAUUGUCUCUACCUCGACAUGAACGGCAUCAUUCACAACUGUACCCACAAAGAUGCUGGAGAAGAUGUCUCAUUUCGACUAAGUGAAGAGGAGAUGUUUAUCCGGAUUUUCAACUAUAUCGAGCAUCUGUUUGGGAAAAUUAAGCCCAAGCAGCUCUUCUUCAUGGCCAUUGACGGUGUUGCACCACGAGCCAAGAUGAACCAGCAGCGAGCCCGCCGGUUCCGUACAGCAUUGGAUGCUGAAAAGGCUCGCGAAAAGGCUAUCAAGGAAGGUGUCGAGUUACCCAAGGAGGAUCCAUUCGACAGCAACUGCAUCACUCCUGGAACGGAGUUUAUGGCGAAGCUGUCACAACAACUGCGAUAUUUCGUUAACAAGAAGGUAUCUGAGGACGCGGACUGGCAAGGAUGCGAAAUCGUUCUUUCCGGCCACGAAGUCCCUGGUGAAGGUGAACACAAAAUCAUGGAAUAUAUCCGGAACGCAAAGGCCCAGCCCAACUACAACCAAAACGUGCGACACUGCUUGUACGGAUUGGAUGCAGACCUCAUCAUGCUGGGCUUGCUGAGCCACGACCCCCAUUUCUGUCUGCUCAGAGAAGAGGUCACCUUCGGAAGGGCAUCCAAGACCAAAUCGAAGGAGCUCGAGCACCAAAACUUUUAUCUGCUGCAUCUGUGCAUCGUAAGAGAAUACUUGGAAAUGGAGUUCCAGGAGCUGCAGAGGGAAGGCACCUUGGACUUUCCCUAUGACCUGGAAAGGAUCAUUGAUGAUUUCAUCCUAAUGGCGUUCUUUGUCGGCAACGAUUUCUUGCCGAAUCUUCCUGGUCUUCACAUCAAUGAAGGCGCGUUGGCGAACAUGUUUAAGAUUUACAAGGCAGUUCUACCCAACUGCGAUGGCUACAUCAACGAGAAUGGCGUCAUCAACAUGUCUCGUUUGGAUAAGUUGUUGUCAGAACUUAGCAAACUCGAGUUGGCGUCGUUUGAAAACGACGUGUCAGAUGAAAAGUGGUUUGCCUCGAAGCAAAUGGAAAAGAAGUUGGAAGCGAAACAUGCAGCGGGCAACAAGAACGCAAAGACGGGCCAGCUAGUCAUUACAUCGGCACAGCGCGACUUAUGGAAGCAAAAAGUCAGGCCGUACGUCUCGAAGCGCUCGGACGAGCCUUUAAAUCUAGGAUACGGUUUGAAAGCGGCAGAUCGAAGGUUUGUGCAAGACAUUGCGGAUGCGAUGCACCUUGACUGGUCUACGCAAGAAGAUGAGGAAGCCAAUCGCCAUCUUAUCUUGGCGUUUCCGGCCAGACCUGGUGGGCAGAAUGACGAUGACGAUGAAGAGGAAGAGGAAGGAAACCUGGCCGCCUACCGCGUAAUUAAACUUUACGACAACGCCAUGGUCGUCGACGCAACCCCAGAAGAUGCCCAACGGCAUUAUGAAAAGCUGUAUCAGGACAAGUAUGCCGGUUGGAAGACCAAGUACUACUUGCAGAAGUUUCCGGAGUGGGCACCGGAGAGGUACGGAAAGGAACAAGCAAAUCUCUGCGAAAAUUAUGUCCAAGGCCUGCAAUGGGUUCUUUUCUACUACUACAAAGGCAUUGCAUCAUGGCCGUGGUUCUACGCCUAUCAUUAUGCGCCUCUCAUCUCUGAUGUCACCAAGGGCUUGGGAGCUAAUCUCAAAUUCACAAAGGGUCAGCCCUUCAAGCCCUACGAACAACUCAUGGGAGUACUGCCUGAUCGAAGUAAGAAAAUUGUGCCCAAGAUUUAUCACGAUCUCAUGACGAACCCCAAUUCACCCAUCAUCGAUUUCUAUCCUCGAGAUUUUACCCUGGAUAUGAAUGGGAAGAAGAUGGAUUGGGAAGCCGUUGUUAAGAUUCCGUUUAUCGAUGAAAAACGGCUCCUGGACGCGAUGGCCACAAAGAACGAUCUCCUGGAACCCGAUGAAAAGGCUCGAAACGGAUUCGGCGUGCCACUCAAGUUUACGUACUCUCCAGAGGUAAACUUUACCUACCCGUCACCUCUUCCCGGAAUCUUCCCAGAAAUACAGAAUUGUCGAUGCAUCGAAAACAUCUUUGAUCUGCCGGAUAUGGAGGGAUUAGAAUACGUCUCCGGGCUGACUGAUGGAGCAUUAAUUAAAGCCGAGGCUCUGGCUGGCUUUCCCACUCUGCAUACUCUUCCUUACACAGCUCAGCUUGUGGAGGGCUAUGGUAUCAAUGUUUUCCAACAGGACAGCAGAAACCCCAGCAUCGUAGUCACUCUGACCGACACCCGGAUGCGAACGAGCAUUGAAACAUACAAGGCGAAGCUCGGGCAACGUUGCUACGUCGGGUAUCCCUUCCUUCAGGAAGCAAAGAUCGUCAAGGUGCAGGACGAGCUGUUUACCUACGAACUCGCGGGAAAUGACAAGGGCAUAAACACCAAGGAUCACUCUAAUCGAGAGGCCGCCGACUAUGCAAAAGAAGCCGAAUUCCUGGAGAGCUGGCAUGCAAAGCGACUGGGUGUCACUAUCGGCCAAGUUGAAUGCCUGGUGCACGUCCAUAUGCUCAAGGGUCUGAUCAAAACCGAAGAAGGCGCGUUACUCAAAGAGUAUGCCGAAAACCCCAGCAUCCGCAGCGUGUAUUCUUCCCAAACGGUUGUGGACGAGGUGGUCAACGAAGACGAGCGAUUUAUUGAAAAGGAAGCCCUGCCGGUUGAGGAGGAAUUCCCCGUCGGCACGCAGGCAUUUUUCCUCGGCGAGUACGCCUACGGACGACCGCUGGAGGUGAUUGGGCACGUCAAGGGCAAGACGGAAGUCAAGCUGUCGGUUCCCAAACAAAGGGAGCCAGAGUUUGCCAGGAGGAUAAUCCACGGAGCGGAGCGCGCCAACGCGUACACGCCAUCCUUUGCUGUUGCCAAACACCUCGGGGUUCACCCUCUGGUGCUGAGCAAGAUCACAUCAUCGUUCCAAAUCAGCACGACAGCGGGGCUGAAGCUGAAUCUCGGUCUUAAUCUGAAAUUCGAGGCUCGGAAACUGAAAGUCCUGGGCUAUUCUCGCAAGUCCCGUACCGGCUGGGAAUUCAGCGCGCUGGCCAUCAAAUUGAUUGCCGACUACAUGGUGGCGUUCCCGGACUUCUUCGCCGCCAUCCAAAGAGAGCCGCAAAAGAGCGAGAUUUCCGAGACGGACCUGUGGAACAAUCCGAGCGUUGCUUCACAGAGAGUCAAGGACAUUUCGGCUUGGCUGAAGAAGCAAGAGACGUCCAAGUUUGAGCGGGUGCCGCUUGAGGCUGAGCAACUCGACUCCGAGGUGGUCGUGGCUCUGGCCAACGCCGGCGAGCAAGCAUUCCAAGGCUCCCAAGAAGUCGACAUCAAGAGGCUGAAGGGAGUCCCCCGCGCGGCAAUUCUCAAGCCCUCGGAUGCCGAUGUCGUCUUGGGUAAUCAGAGAUUUGCACUGGGCGACCGUGUGACGUUUGCAGCCUCUGCCGGCAAAGUGCCCCUUGCGACGACUGGAACGGUGGCUGGGAUCAGUAGAACUGCCACUGCGCUUCUCCUCGACGUCGUGUGGGACGUUUCUUUUAUGAGCGGCACCACCUUGGGCGAGCGAGCUCCCAUGUUCCGGGGCCAGACCGUUCCGUCCAGCUCGGUUCUAAACACGACGAACAAGCAGGUCAUCUCCGCCUCGACCAAGUCGCAGCAGAAGCGGGCCACUUCCACGAUGACGACGGGUUUCUACGGCUCAGUGGGCGUCCCUCAGUACAGGGACGCUCCAGCACCAGCGCCUCUACGGGGUAGCUGGAGAGGCGCCAUCAACCGGGGCGGCCACGGCACUCCUGGGCGAAACCCGCCGGGCAGGGGAGGGGGACGAGGCAGCCCUGAACUGCCGCCGCAGCGUGGCCGUGGUGGCAACGGCCACGUUGGCAACGGCAACGGCAACGGCAAUGGAAAGGGAACGGGAGACGGCCCAAAUCUGAUCCACAGCUUAUUGGUGUACCGCGAGAGUCCAAAGGACACGUCACAGCCCGGGAAUCCAGGCCAUGGCCGCGGGGGUGGUCGCGGCAGAGGCCGUGGCAGCUUGGCGGGAAGUCCAGACGGCCAUGCCGAAGCGGAACCGCGGGGCAAGUACAGCAACGUGCCACCCCCUGCAGGCCUUGAUUCCCCUCGCGGUUGGCGAGGUGGCCGUGGCCGCGGCCGCAGAGGUGGCGGAGGUCGGUAUCGCGGCGGAAUGAACAGGGGACGCGGAGGCAGUGGCGACGGCCGUGGCGAAAACGCCCCUGAAGUCCAGGGCUAA